Messenger RNA from Cylicocyclus nassatus, 201 nucleotides. NCBI's taxonomy places the organism in Eukaryota, Metazoa, Nematoda, Chromadorea, Rhabditida, Strongylidae. The record is from the annotation of a GenBank genome assembly.
AUGGGUGCGGAGAGUUCAAGUUCGAUUUCGGAGAAGAGCCAGAAAGCUGGAAUCACUGCAUCAUUGUUGGAGCUGCUCAUAGCUUCGCUGUCACCCUUGCUUCCCGUUCAUUCGCCGUUGCGGCGUGCAACUGUGUACCUUUUGAGGCGUGGUCUUGCACUGGUACCUCAAAACUCUUUUGGGUCUGGUCAAGGGGUGUGA